Aspergillus niger is the source of this 819-nucleotide messenger RNA. RefSeq lists its product as hypothetical. The transcript is spliced from 6 exons. Lineage: Eukaryota; Fungi; Ascomycota; Eurotiomycetes; Eurotiales; Aspergillaceae. Bases 1 to 819 code for a protein of 272 amino acids. The record is from RefSeq and is a predicted model, not a curated record.
AUGUUUUCAAAAGCGUUCAAUGUGUUACAUGCUCCUCAAUUUCUAAUCGGAGCUUUUUGGAAAUGGCAUGAGGAUCAGAUGAGGCAAAUGCCAGGCAUAAUAUGGAACGCAGCUGAUAAGCAUUCCGGACGAAUGAGAUUCAGCAUAAGCAGUCAGUAUGAGGGAUUUGAUUUCGAAUGGAAAGGGUGCGAAAGACCGCCUGUUUACGUCGUUAAAUGGAGCAGAUCUGACAAGUGGACUAAUUUCCGAAUCGAGGAGAACUUCACACCCUUCACAACUACGACUAUCAUACGAGGGCAGUAUGGAAUAAUACAGUUAUCGGCGGGAGCAACCUCGAUUUCUCUACAGCAAUGCCUUGCAGUGAGACCGGCCGGAACCCUCUUUGCAUCAGUUCGCCACCAACCCUUUGUCCCGGAGUCCGUGUACGAGCGGGUGGGUCAACACAACAGGACAAGUCUUGCUUUUGCUCGGAGUCGUCAACUCAUGCGGAACAUGGCUUCUAGUCCCAAGAAUUGCUGGAAACAAGGAAACAAGAUGAAGGCAACUCAGGCGAGCCCUACUAACAAUUUCACCUCCGUCGCCAACCAAGCCUUGCGAGUGAGGACCAUUCUAGAGGCGGCGGCAAGACGUAUUAGGGAGAACCGCCUUUCCCCACUGUCGGAAACUUGCCAAAUUGGGAAACGCGCAUUGGCCUUGACUGGGGCCAGGGAAAGAGCUGCCAAGCAUGGAUACAAGUAUAAAUCUGCAAGGCAGAGACUAUCAUGUCUAUUUAUCCUCCAAGUACAAUCUUUCGAUUUGCUGUCCACACUCUCCACAUAA